This is a messenger RNA of Megalobrama amblycephala (Wuchang bream), 2745 nucleotides long. RefSeq names its product RING finger domain-containing protein. The record is from RefSeq and is a predicted model, not a curated record. Gene Ontology annotation, molecular function: ubiquitin protein ligase activity. The coding region runs from base 535 to 1143 and encodes 202 amino acids. NCBI's taxonomy places the organism in Eukaryota, Metazoa, Chordata, Actinopteri, Cypriniformes, Xenocyprididae. The transcript has 2 exons. Gene Ontology annotation, biological process: protein ubiquitination.
UUUUUGGGUGAACUAACCCUUUAAUUUCAUGGAGUGUACAUGGCUUUUCACAGCACUGUACUGUAUCAAAAGCAAAGGUAAAUUUAUGUAAUAUUUAAGUAAUAUUUUGCAUAGUGGCACAUCUAUGAAAGCAUCCCACAGCAACAAGAGCUCUUGUUGCUGUUCCCUCUCCUAGUAACCAAGUCAUCUCUUGAUAAUAAAUGUCAGUGAAACCAGCUCCCACCCCAGCGAUACAAAGCAUGGCAUCAGGGGAGGGAAAGCGACUGUAAGAAAGAGACAUUGGUUAGCGUACAAAAACACACGUGCAGCGUAAAAGCAGGUCGUGCUAAAUGGUGACAAAGCUGAGUCAAGAGUUUUUUCUGACCUGUGACUUUAAACUGUCCCACAAUGGAACCUGCGCUCACGUUUGAAAAGGCACAAACCGCUUCAUCUUGAAAGAAAACAGAGGGGCUGGACCGGUUAAUUCAGAAGAGGACGACUCUGGAAGUCUCUACUGAAGAUUAAAAGCUCUGUGGUAUCACAGCUUCCUCCAUCAUGUCAGAGACUCAACCAACCCCUGCACAAACUGAGGUGCCUUCAGAGUCUCCAGAGGUGGAGUGUCCUGUUUGCUAUCAGGAGUACGACCAGGACUCCAAACUCCCACGCAUGCUGGAAUGCCUUCACGUCUUCUGUACGGAGUGUCUCCGCAAAAUCCAGCUCACUCCUUUGCACCCGCCUGACCCCAACAGCACCCCCUCAAUCUCCUGCCCCCUGUGCCGCCACUCCACCCCGCUACAGGGUGGCGACACAUACUCUCUCCCCUGCAACUCACGGAUUCUCGCCCAGCUCCCUCCCGUAGCCUUUCGCCUGCCUGCGUCGGUGUCUGCCCGGCUGGCCACGGUGACCCAGCGGUUGGUUCUGUCCCUGGGGGAGAGGGAUACCCGCUUCAUAAUCCUGCCCACUGUUAGUCUGAGGGUGGAGCAGAUGGGAGACGGCACAGAAAGGGUAAACCCAGCUGGGGUGCUGCAUCGGGAGAUGGAGGUUCUGAGGAGUCACAAGAAGAGCCUGAUGUGUGUUCAGGUUCUGGCUAUCAUCUUCUGGAUUAUGUUUGUGCUGACUUGUGUUCUUGGGGUUGUGUUUGGGCCAAGCUUUUUCCACAAUUAGGAAAUUAAGGACAUGGGUGUAUAUCCCCUAUAUGUAUAUACAUUAAUAUAUUUAUUCUGUCCCUGCAUGUAACAAAAAUUAGAACUUUUAGAUCAUUAUAAAUAGAUAAUUUUGAUUACUUGUUUUUGUCAAUUCUGUCAACCGACAGGAUAAGCAAUUAAAUCUACAGUUGACCUAAAAAUAUUUGAACACAUAAAUGUUUGAAUGCCAUUGGAUUAAAUAAUAAAAUAUUAAGCAUUUAUUAGCAAUUUUAGAUAGCAUGAGCAGAGUUUAAGCAAAACAUUUUAGAGUAUAUAAAGUUUAAGAAUGUAACUGUAUGUAACUUUUGGCCCUCUAGCGGUUAAAAAACAAAACUGCAUGCAUUCUGCGGAAGGACAUCACAAUAUAUAAUGCUUUACAAUGAACUCUGUUAGAGAGCUACAUAUGGCAAUUUAUCUGUUCAAUAAAAUACCUUACUCACAUACUGAGUAAAAACACCAUCUCCUCGUCACUUUUACAACAUUUCAAAUCCCUCAGUUCUUGCCAUCUCCAAAAAGCCAAGCCAGUGUUUAUUCUCAUUUUAUUACAAGCUCUGUCACGUUCUCUUUUUGCCAGCAGAAUCUUCUCUGUUCAACUGUUCAAAAAAGUUACAUAUUGUACCUUUAAAAGAAAUGCAAAAAAUUGUGAGAUUAGAUCUGAGAAUAGCUCUGUAUUAUUGUGUUUAAUUCAAUUUAUUUUAUAUAUCAGGUUUAAACUUUUUAAUGUUCAAAUACUUUAUGGGCCCUCUCUAUGUUAGUUAAUUUUGUUCAAAUUACAAUGUGUGUAUAGUCUUACAAUAAUCUCUGUCCUUGACUGUUAUGUGAAUAUUUAUCUACAUAUUUUGUGAAUAAAGGGUAAUAUUCUCUCUUUUCUCUAACUUUAUGUACAGAAUGUUGUUUUAUGCAAACAUGAAGAGUAUAGAAAAGAAAUUUUUUGUUGUUGUUGUUGUUUGUUUGUUUAGAACAACAACAACAAUGAAUGGCAUUUGAAUGAAAUAAUUUUUAACUAGAAGUGACUGAAUCGUGGAGACUGUCCAGAAUGGGCUUUUUCAGAAAUGAUCAUGAGUCCCUCUUGUGGAUGAUACACAAGGAUACAUCUGUAAACGGUUUUGAUUGAUUGUACUUUAUCAAUUCAGAUGACUGAAAAUAUAUUUGCAUAUAAAAUCAGAGAUGAAUACUGUUAUCCUUUUUAGUCAAAAAGGAUAAAAGUUACAAACCUUUUUUGUGUACAUUGCCACCAAAAUUGCCCAGGAAAAGAAAAUAACCCUGAUAGCAAGGUUUGUUGUCACAAUACACGUGGCAAGUUGUAAAAAUGAGAAACUGAAGUUUAUUGACAAUGAUUUGAGAAUAAUUUGUUAGAAAAAUAAGGCCUAUCUGCAGUAAAACUCGACAUAUGUGCAUUUACAAUGUAUUAUAGGCUAGUAAAUAGCUUUAAUAAAAUAACAAAAAAUAGCUAUAUUGUGAUAGAAUUAUUAUGAGGAAAAGAUGCAACGUGAUGCAUCUAGAAUCAUUUUAUAAUUGAAAUGUUACUCUCUGAAACAUAAUUAAAUCGAAUCGUAAGGCAAGUGAGGAUUCACAAUUCUAG